Messenger RNA from Malania oleifera, 2901 nucleotides. RefSeq names its product CLP protease regulatory subunit CLPX3, mitochondrial. Gene Ontology annotation, biological process: protein catabolic process; protein folding; proteolysis. Lineage: Eukaryota; Viridiplantae; Streptophyta; Magnoliopsida; Santalales; Ximeniaceae. The record is from RefSeq and is a predicted model, not a curated record. Gene Ontology annotation, molecular function: ATP binding; ATP hydrolysis activity; ATP-dependent protein folding chaperone. The transcript has 15 exons. Gene Ontology annotation, cellular component: mitochondrial matrix. Bases 569 to 2611 code for a protein of 680 amino acids.
AUAUUCAAAGCCGUUGGGUGACGUGAAGCUAGGUAGAGACGUCGUCGUAAAGACGUGAAUGGGAGCGGGUGAAACUGGGAGGAUACGGUCAAACUGUGAAAACCGAUAUAUGUGUAUGAACCUACCGCACGAUGGAAAGAGAGAGAGGUCUGGUCAGUCUUCUUCCCCACCCUGAAUUACUUCUCCUACAAACACUCUCACCUUAUUAUUAUUAUUAUUAUUAUUAUUAUUAUUAUUAUCGUUCACUCUCUUUCUUCUCCUCGAUCCUCCGUGCUUGCCUUCCCGCAUUUCAUAUCCUUUUCGCAACUGCUGCUUCGACUCCCCAUCAUUAAUUUGUUUAAUCCUUAAUUUUUUUACAUAAUAAUCGCAUUUCACUGCGUCUAAUUUGUCUUCCUCUACACUACACAACUCUUACAAAACUCAUCUCCACGGAUCCCUCCCACUCUUAUCUUUCUUUCUUUACGUUCGUGUUUCAUUGAUUUUUGAUCUUCUUCUUCUUCUUCUUCUUCUUCUUUCUAUUAUUAUUAUUAUUAUUAUUAUUGCUGUUCGAGCAUAGCAAAGUAGUAAUAUGUCUGGAAUUUGGAGAUGGAAGAAGCUCAGAGACAUGGCCACCACGACGUUGAAUUGCCGCUCCUCCCAAAAGGCCGCGAUAUCCACCCGCUUGAAUUACCUCCACGUAGGGUCGUACCGCCGGAGAGAGUCGCUGAUUGGAGUGCAGGAGAGGUACAAGUGGGACCGGGGCGGCGGCUCCGACGAUUUCCAGACCCGGAAGAUUAGGGCGGAGGCCAAUUGCCCCCGCUGCUCCAAGCACAUGGAUCUCGUCUUCUCCAAUCGCCACCUCCCACUCCCACUCCCGCCCCACAAUCACAACACUCAAAUCGGUGACACGGGCGCUGCCGCCUAUCAGGCCGUUAAUCUCUGCCCCAAUUGUAAAACUGCUUACUACUUCCGCCCCCAUAGGAUUGCCCCCUUGCAGGGCAGCUUCGUGGAGAUUGGCAGGGUGGCCAAUAAAGGAAAUGGCUUGGAUAAGAAAAGCAACAAACGCGAUGCUGCCACCGGUGGAGGUGGUGUCCAGGAGGAGGAUUACGGGAACAGGCUUAGGAUGUCCUUUUGGGAGACUCUCAGAUCCUAUGGUGGGGAUCCACCGGAGAAUUGGCCGCCACCACCUCCUCCUCCGUCGGGUGAAAAUGGCCUGGCUGUGCAUACGCCUCCUGGUCCGCCAUUUGCACCGGGGGUCAAUGUAAUUCGUGCUUCCGGCCCUGGCGGUGGCAGUUCCGGCGGAGGCGGAACUGCUGGUGGUUCUUUUGGGGAAAAGAAUGGAUGGGGCGGCUCAAAUUUGGGAAAGGACCUGCCUACCCCGAAGGAGAUCUGCAAGGGUCUCGACAAGUUUGUCAUUGGGCAGGAACGAGCCAAAAAGGUGCUAUCUGUGGCUGUUUAUAACCAUUACAAAAGGAUAUACCAUGCUUCCGUGCAAAAGGGGUCAGGGGUGGAAUCAGGUGUUUCAGGGUCAGUAGAUGAUGAUGAUGUUGAACUUGAGAAGAGCAAUGUACUCUUGAUGGGUCCAACUGGCUCAGGAAAGACAUUACUUGCAAAAACACUUGCUCGUUUUGUGAAUGUGCCAUUUGUAAUUGCUGAUGCAACAACUUUAACACAGGCUGGUUAUGUUGGAGAAGAUGUGGAGUCAAUAUUGUAUAAGCUUCUUACGGUUGCUGAGUUCAAUGUACAGGCAGCUCAGCAAGGGAUGGUCUACAUAGAUGAAGUUGAUAAAAUUACAAAGAAGGCUGAGAGCUUAAACAUUAGCAGAGAUGUUUCUGGUGAAGGUGUUCAGCAGGCACUAUUGAAAAUGUUGGAAGGAACUAUAGUAAAUGUUCCAGAGAAAGGAGCAAGGAAGCACCCUCGAGGUGAUAAUAUUCAGAUAGACACAAAAGAUAUUCUUUUCAUAUGUGGUGGAGCAUUUGUAGAUUUGGAAAAAACUAUUUCAGAAAGACGGCAAGAUUCUUCAAUUGGUUUUGGUGCACCGGUUCGUGCUAACAUGAGAACUGGUGGAAUAACUAGCGCUGCAGUGACAUCAUCCUUACUGGAAUCGGUUGAGAGUAGUGAUCUAAUUGCAUAUGGUCUCAUACCAGAAUUUAUUGGGCGAUUUCCAAUUCUAGUUAGUUUGUCAGCUUUAACUGAGAACCAACUUGUUCAGGUCCUUACCGAACCAAAUAAUGCUCUUGGUAAACAGUACAGGAAGUUGUUUGGCAUGAACAAGGUCAAGCUACAUUUUACAGAAAAAGCACUGAGAUUAAUUGCACAGAAGGCAAUGGUUAAGAACACUGGUGCAAGGGGGUUGCGAGCUAUACUAGAAGGCAUUCUAACUGAAGCUAUGUUUGAGAUACCAGAUGUUAAGACAGGAACUGAUAGAGUAGAUGCUGUUGUGGUUGAUGAUGAGUCAGUGGGCUCAGUAAAUGCCUCUGGAUGUGGGGGAAAAAUUCUACGUGGAGAUGGUGCAUUGGAGAGUUAUCUUGCUGAAAAAAAAUUGAAAGAUUCUGCUGAAAACGUUGAGGCUGUUGAAGGGGAUUUGCAUGAUGGGGAAAUCGAGGCCUCAUCAAGAGCCAUGAGCAUGUAGUGUUAACAUGUAAAAUUUCUCUUUAUUAAUUGUAAAAUUACAAUCAAAAUUUGAUGUAAUCUUCUCCUUGUAAAACAUUCCUUCUGGUCAAUUCUAACUGAAAAGAGAAAGGAAAUGAAAAGAAAAAAAAUUGUAGCAUUGCCUUUUCCCCUCGUCCAAAUAGUAUUGAUGACGAUCACAACUACAAUCAUGAUAAUGAUGUGGUAUUGAUACUUCAUACAAAACAUUGUAAAAAUUCCUGUUGUAUUUGAAGGAACAGUUAAUUUAUGGAAAUUCAGUUCUUUGUAAUA